Labeo rohita (rohu) is the source of this 4853-nucleotide messenger RNA. RefSeq lists its product as uncharacterized. The coding region runs from base 831 to 2192 and encodes 453 amino acids. Lineage: Eukaryota; Metazoa; Chordata; Actinopteri; Cypriniformes; Cyprinidae. Gene Ontology annotation, molecular function: monocarboxylic acid transmembrane transporter activity. The transcript has 6 exons. The record is from RefSeq and is a predicted model, not a curated record. Gene Ontology annotation, biological process: monocarboxylic acid transport; transmembrane transport.
UUUUGGAUCAAAUAAAUGCAGGCAUGGUGAGCAGAAGAGAAUUCUUUAAAAAACAUUAAAAAUCUUACUGUUCAAAAAGACUGGUAGUGUAGAUAAAAAUAAUUGUUUGCAUGAAUAAACAAACAAAUAAAUAAAUAGAAUAUUUACACAAAGGUGGCGCAGACGCACUUCUGAAGUGGAAUUUAAAUGUAUUCACACAGACUAUUUUAACAAUUUCCUUACUACCUUUCUGGGUCAUUUGAAUGUGUCAGUUGCAUUGCUGUCUAUGCAGGGUCAGAAAGCUCUUGUAUUUCAUCAAAAAUAUCUUAAUUUGUGUUCUGAUGUUUUAUAUGUGUAUGUUUUAUACACUGAAAAACCUUCCAGUUGUUAUUUAUACAGUACAAUAAAAAUAUCCCAGACAAAUUUAACCCUAGAAUUACACUGCUCAGAUCGGAUGAAACGUAAGCAACACACAUGCAAAACAAAUUUACAUCCCUCAGUAUUCUGUAUAUACAGCUGUAGUAACCCUCAUAUACAGUAACCCUGUUUCCUCUCUCAUUUACAUAAGCUCCACCUUUUCCUCAUCAUCUCGCUUAACCUGUGGAGUUUUGACAUCAUCACAGCAGACCAGAGGCUUAGUGCUACAACACACCUGAUGGCUACAGUUUGCCACCAAGAAGGUUACCUCCCACUUCCUACUUGUUCCCUGUGUUGACCUUUGUAUUUGUGUGUACGGUAGUAUGGAUAUGCAGUCACUAAAGAUGAGCCAGACAGAACAUGAAAAUGGGAAUGAGGAGCCUUUGCAGCCAGCAAACACCAUGAGAGAUUGCAGAUGAUGCUUUGAAUUUCCAAUGGAGCUACAAAGGAAGAGCCGGACAGGUCAGCCUGCUGGGACUCUGGAUGGAGGCUAUGGCUGGUUCAUUGUGCUCUCCACCUUCCUUGUGUUUGGGCUGACAUUUGGUGUAAUCAAGUCCUUUGGUGUGUUCUUCGUAGAAAUCCAACACUACUUUGCUACCACAGCUACUGCAAGCUCAUGGAUCACAUCCAUUUCGGUGGCAACUGUACAUUUUGGGGCCCCCGUAGGCUCUGCACUAAGCGCGUACUUCGGCCAUCGGCCAGUGGUCAUGGCAGGAGGUCUGCUGAGCAGCAUUGGGAUGGUGGCCGGGUCAUAUGCCCAGGACCUGCUACAGCUGUACAUCACUGUGGGGUUCCUUACAGGAUUUGGCUAUGCCCUGACCUGGACCCCUACUGUCACCAUGCUGGGCUGGUACUUUGAGAAGCGACGGCCAGUGGCCAACGCUCUGGCCAGCACAGGAGAGUGCCUCCUCACCUUCAUCCUCACCCCAUCCUUCCAGUUCAUGGUGGAUCAGUACUCCUGGAGGGGAGCCAUGCUGAUCCUGGGAGCUCUGCAGCUCAACUUGUGUUUGUGUGGAGCUCUUCUGAGACCCCUCAACAGACAUGUACCUCCUAAAGAGCUCGAAGAGGAGAAAGAACAUGAGCUUGAACUGUUAACUCAACCUCACAUAGACUGUAAAAGUUCAAACUUUAAAAAAUCAGAUGCACUGAAGGUCAAAAUCAUUCGUUACGUGGACUACACGCUUAUCGCUAAUGCUCGCUUCAUGGUGUAUUCGAUGUUUGGUGUCUUCGCUGCUCUCGGUUUCUUCGCUCCAUCUCUCUUUCUGGUACCGUACGCCCGUAGUCAAGGAGUGGAGGAGUACCAGGCGGCCGCUCUCAUGUCCAUCUCUGCGGUGCUGGAUCUGUUAGGCCGGGUGCUGUUCGGGUGGGUGGCUAAUCUGCGGCUGGUAAAGACAGUCCAUCAGCUGAUCGUCACAGUGAUUCUGUUGGGCAUUGUUCUGCUGCUCUGCCCCCUGGCAACUACAUUCACCCAGCUAGCGCUGUUCAGUGCAGGUUAUGGACUGGUGUUUGGAGCAACUGUGGCCAUUCAUAUCACGGUGCUUGCGGAAGUGGUGGGGGUGGAAAGGCUGGGAAGCGCUCUGGGCUUCUUCAUGCUCAUCCGCAGUAGCGGUGGCCUCCUUGGACCACCUUUGGCAGGAAUCUUCAUUGACAAAAUUAGUGACUACAGUGCUGGUUUUCUGAUGGCAGGUGUGGCUCUUCUCGUCUCCGCCCUCUUUUUGCUUGUAUUACAGCAGAUGAACAAAAAAGGGACGGAAAAGGGAAAAGACGUCAACUUGGAGAACGAGGAAAGGACAUGAGAAUCUGAAACACGGGAUUCUGGUUACAGAAAAAGUUAGUAAAAGGAGGCCCUAGCACAUAGUGCAGUGUUUCACCACAAAUGCAGCCAUGAUAAUAAUUAGAGAUGACUGUCAUAGGUGUAAACUGACAACAAUCAUCAUGCUGACAUAUACUGUCUGUUCAUUCCUGAAGGAAACUCGCUUAAUGACGCUGAGUGAACAGACAUUUCCCACCUAAUUGAAGCAUUUGAUGGAUUCUGGGAAGUCAUCUUAGCCCUGUAAUGAUGCCAUUGCAAGCAAUAUUUCAUUAGAUCUAUUGCUCUGGAAAAUGGGCACUGCCUUAAUGGACUAAUGGAAGCUGACUCAGUUUAGCUACAGCCAAAGAUAAUCACAUGCCGUCAAGAACAAUACUGCAGUUUCUAGUGUAUGACAAUAAGUAAUAUGUAUCUAAAAUUACACAAAUUGAAAGUGGGGUUAAAACAUGAUUUUAUUCAAAACCCCAUACGCAGGCCUAGAUGUCAAAUAUAUCUCAAGAGUUUUAGAAAACAUUCUCAUUUAUCGCCCUCUAAAGGUGGGAAAAUGGAAUUGCAGGACGGAUGUCAACAGCGAAGCUGUUCUAAAUGCACUUUUUUCCUCAAUUAUUUUUUUUACUCAUUAAACUUAAUAAAGUAAGGCAGCCUAAUAAAAGUUGUUUAUUUUACAUGGAGCAACUGUCACAUCAAUCAGUGCAACAUAAAAGUUGAGUACGCAUUCAAGCAAGAAAAAGCUAUUAAAGUGCAUUUUGUUUAGCAAAAAACAUCUUACAAUAGCUUAAUCUUGGAUCUGUGGGAGAUAAAUGUCUUUCCGAAAGCAUAGACUAAAAACACAGCCACAUCCUGCUGAAGAAAAGCACACGAUAGAUAGCAGUGUCUAGAUCUUUCCUGUUUAUACUGCGUGAUGAAACAGUAACCGUUCAAAGCCAAACUGUCUUUAUAAGAUAUCAAAGCAUAUUUCUCAUCUCUCGUCUCUUCACAAUAAUCUGUUCCCAACAUCUGCACUUUGAUGUGUUUUAUGCAUGCUGGUCUGUGUGUAUGACAGAUAAAUAGCUUUCCAAACUGGGGGAAAAAAUGAAGAUAACAGAAAUAAAAUUCAAUAUGCUUGUUACUUCCCAUGAAUCUGAGAAAGCAAACAUUAUGCUACACAAUAACAGUGUUCAAUGGCAUACAAAAGAAAAACUCUUCACAUUUUAGUCAGUUCACAAGCGCUUGUUUUUUUGUUUUGUUUUUUUACUUUAACAUGCAAGUAUUGAUAGUAAACUAAACACAAAUACAUACACACAAGGCCAUAAUUUUAUCGAGUUUUUAGUGUUAUUUAUAUACUAGCAUUUAUUAGUUUUUUGAAUGAGCUUUUUUUUUUUUUUAAAUAAUUUUAUAAUGCACUUUUGCCAUUUUUUACAUUUUUUUAGUUUUUCACAUUUUUACUAAGCUUCAAUUUUUUUAACUUUAGUUUUAGGAAUUAGUACUUCAAUCUUAAUUUAGCUUAUAUAUAUAUAUAUAUAUAUAUCAUUUUUUUAUUUUAUGUAUAAAAUUAGUAUUAUAUUUAUGAAUUUUUUGUUUAGUUUUAGUUAACAGAUCUUAUCAUUUUAUCUUUUAUUAAUAUUUUUUAUUUAUCAUUUUAUAUAAUUUUAUUAUAAUUGACAUUUUAUACUGUAGUAGGAGUUAUCAUUUCACACAGAAACUCAACACAGGCUGUUAUAUAUCGUUUUUGACACUUGAUCCCAUCGGUAAAUCCCAAAGAGGAGAAGAAAUAAUGCUGUAAUGAGAGAAAAUAGGACUCACGCUGUCUUCCUGUGACCUGAGCCAUCCUUUCUUUUAAACACGGUUGAGGCGAUGAGUCCUUUGAAGUCUGUAAUUGGAAACAGUUGAUGGAGUUAAGUGGAAUAACGGAUCCCAGAUCCGUUUCUCCAGCCGUAUCUCUCUCCACCCGUAAAACCGGGCCUCUUAACUUUGACCUUGGUGUAGUCCAUGUCAGGCAGUAAGCCCAGAAACAGACGACCAGAAUGAUGCAUGAUGGCAACAUUCAGUGAAGCCUCGGGAUGAAAACUGAAUUAGGCUCAAUCUAAUAAUAAAGACGAGGAAAACUACCUAAGAAAUUGGACAGCAAUGACAACAAAUUGGAAAUCUGCUUGUCCCCGAAGAGAAAAUUCAAAGUGGCAGAACACCUGAUUAAUGUGGCAGCUCUUUGAAAAGUAAGAAGCGAUAAUAAGCAGAGACUAUGCAGACUCAGCAAACAUAACCUUUCAGUAGUGAAAGCAAACACAGACAGACCACUUUUUCUUAAGAAAAACCCAAAAGCAUUGUAUACCAGUCUACUUAGGCUUACAAUACUUUUAGGAAAGGUACAGACUGUGCUCUUUCUACACCAGACAAUGAGGUAAAACUAGAAUAAACUUAGUAUAUUAGUUUAGAUAUUAGUUUAGAUAGUUUAUAAUAUUAGAUAACAAAACAUUGAACCAAGUGGCAUCUACAAACAAAUUAAGCAAAGGUUUCAAGGUUUUUAGCAGAUUUAGAGCUGGGUAAAAAAAUAUAUAUAUAUAUAUAUAUAUAUAUAUAUAUGUAUGUAUAUUUUCUAGCAUUAGAGAUUUUUGUACAUAAUACUGUAUCCAAAAUAACCGAUAUUGAAUUAAAUCCGAUUCGAAUUGAA